AUGCUCUGCAAGGUCUCCCCGAUAUUCGCAGAUAUGUUCGCUCUUCCCCCGUCCGACGCGAAUGAGUUUUGUGAUGGAGUACCUGUCGUCCGGAUGCCUGACGGUGCCGAAGAGCUGGAGGCUUUGCUGAUGUUUCUUUACCACGAGAGAAGUCUGCAUCUUACACGCCUGGACCCAAACACGCCAGCCCUCGUUCGACCCGUCCUGUCUAUUGCAACUAAAUACGAGAUCGAUACCGUGAGGAUUCAUGUUGUUGACCGCCUCAUGGAGGAUUGGCCGACACGACAAAAAGGAUGGUAUGAUAAACACAACACGUACAUUGACGACCACCUCCCGGAACCAGCGUCAGCGAUUCAGCUAGCCAAAACGUUCGGGAUUCCCGCUAUCCUCCCCGCCGCCUUCUACCAUCUUUCGCGACUGUCCGUUGGGUACGGCCUGGAUGGGUCCAAAUCUACCAGAGUCCAGAUGGCCGUACUCGCGGCCGGUAUGCGAACUGCUAAGUGGAAGAGUCUGCAGGCCGACGACUACUACAGUCUGCUGCACGGGCGCACGAACCUGAAGGCAAGCGCCAGCUCGUCCAUUCUGGGCUGGAAUCCCCCACACCAUGAAUUGGACUCGGAAUCGGAUUCGCCUGCGGAUGCGGAUUCGGACCACGAGAAACUGUGUUCCCUGGAAGUGAGAGACAAGCACUACGUCGAUCUUCGGCACGCAAUCUAUGAAAGCGACGAUGCAUUGCAGGUUUUGAAGACGCGUGCAGAACAGGGUCCAUUUCCACGAAAGCUUUGCUGGAGAUGUCGGAACUUUGCUCGUCUCCAACUGGCUGAACUGAGGGAGAACUUGUGGAAACGGCUCCCCAAAAUGUUCAAUAUAAUCUUCCAUCCGCCUUCCUUGCAAUCACGGGCUAUGAACUGGAAUUGGAACGAAUUUAUUCUACGUGACUUGUAG
Gloeophyllum trabeum ATCC 11539 is the source of this 945-nucleotide messenger RNA. RefSeq lists its product as uncharacterized. NCBI's taxonomy places the organism in Eukaryota, Fungi, Basidiomycota, Agaricomycetes, Gloeophyllales, Gloeophyllaceae. The coding region runs from base 1 to 945 and encodes 314 amino acids. The transcript has 3 exons. The record is from RefSeq and is a predicted model, not a curated record.